AGCACGUGAGAUAUGUACUUGUACAGUACAUAGCCAAGCUCUGAGAACCCUCUAUGUCUUACGUAAGCAUCAGCACCAGAUAUGAUCGCAACUACUUCAUUCUUGUGGCGUGGUUUGACAGAAUUGCCAACUAGUUGAUGCAAGGUUAGAGAAUCUGAACUCGGAGAAGAUACCCUCAACCCCUUUAUGUAUUGGGGGAACCAGCGGUUCGAUUAAUUCCUUGCCUGCCGCCCCCUGGGUCUGUUCAAGGUGUUCCGGCCUUGACAGCGCCGCGCCGCACCGAUGGUGCUGGAGCUUCACGUCUGGGGUCCGGCCUUCGGGCUGGCAUCUCUUGACCCUGAAUGCCUUGCCACAAUUGCAUACUUCACGCAGUCACUCGGUAAAUCCGAGUGGAGGCUCGUACAGAGCAGUCUCUCGGCAGUACCGACCCACACCCUCCCAUCCCUCCACAACCCAACCACCAACCCCCCAACCUGGACCGCCGGCUUCACAGCCAUCACGACCCACCUCCGCACCACCACACCACCCCCCACUUUCCACGACCCAGACGACGACGCCGCCCGGCCCAACCCGCUCCCGCGCCUCGCCCGCGCCGACUCGGCCGCGCACGCGGCCCACCUCCGCCUCCACGCGGCCCCGCUUCUCGCGCUGUCGCUGUACGUCUCGCCGCCCAACUGGGCCGCGGGCGCGCGGCCCGCCCUCGCCGCCGCCCUGCCCUUCCCGCUGUCGUGGACCGAGGCCGGGCGGGUGCGCGCCGCGUGGGUCGCCGCCGCGGAGCGGGCCGGGGUGGCGGGGCUGGAUUCGGAGAGGGAGAGGGAGGAGCGGGAGGCGAGGGAGAGGGAGGAGGAGGGGGCUAGGGAGAGGGCUGGGUGGGUUAGGGUGCCGAGGACGACGGGGGCGGGGAAGGAAGGGGUGGGUGGUGGGAAGGCGGGUGGGGGUGAGAGUCGGCUGGAGGGGGUGGCGGCGGAGGUGUUGGAUGUGCUGGAGGGGUUGAGGGCGGGCAAGCGGUGGCUCCUCACUGAGGACUCGGGCCCGACGUCGCUGGAUUGCUUGGCCUUUGGGUAUCUUGCCCUGAUGCUCGUACCGGACCUCCCGCGACCGUGGCUGAGAGACACGAUGAGGCGGCGGUAUGGACCCCUGUGCUCGUUUGUCGAGGAUGUGCGGUCCACGUGCUUCGGGCCGGCGGCAACAGCAGUGGCGGCCUUGCCCUGGUCCCAGGCCCCGGCGCACGACUCGGUCGUCAACGUCGGGCUGCGCUUUGCCCGCGGCGCGGUACAGGGUAUUCCCGUCGUCGGCGAGGAGUGGCAGCGGUGGUGGGAUGGGCGCGGGCAGAAUAUGGGGGAGGGCAGUGCCGCCGACCUGUUCGUCGCUGCGGGAGGGGUGCUGGCGGCUGCGGCCCUCGCCGCGGGCUUCAUCUUCCGGAAGGAUAUCCCGGCCCUCGGCUCGCCAAUCCAAAGGUGGGAGCGCCCGCAAGCCGGGCUGCGGGGCUUCGGAGCUGCGGGCGCCAUGUUUGGAUUCAUGUCGGAUGGCGGCGUUGUCGACGGCCAGGGCCCGGUUGGCGGCUUUGGCGGUGACGGUCUCGAGGUCGCCUCCGGUGGAAGCUUUCCCGCUGGGCCACCGGGGGCGGAAGGAAGGGCCUUGCCCGGAGAAAUUGAAGUCGACGUUGGUGUAAGCACCGGCGGUGGAGAUUAGCAUCGGAGACGAUCCUGUAAUAACAACCUCGGUGUUAGGACAAAGGCUUGGGAAAAGGAAUACCCGGACAGAUUCACGGAUUCCAUUAAUACACACUUAGAAUCCCCGGGAACAGACUCCAUCUUAAUAGAUUGAACGAUACUCUAA
This is a messenger RNA of Phialemonium atrogriseum, 1839 nucleotides long. RefSeq names its product putative mitochondrial import receptor subunit protein. Bases 283 to 1692 code for a protein of 469 amino acids. Gene Ontology annotation, cellular component: SAM complex; cytoplasm. The transcript is spliced from 2 exons. Gene Ontology annotation, biological process: mitochondrion organization. Lineage: Eukaryota; Fungi; Ascomycota; Sordariomycetes; Cephalothecales; Cephalothecaceae. The record is from RefSeq and is a predicted model, not a curated record.